GUUUAUCAAGUCAACGUUUACCCCAGUGUGUAUGAGUUCACACUUUAAACUGUAAGAUCUCUAGCAGCCAAAGGCAUUGAAGAGGGCACUUGUUCCAAAUCAAUGUCAUAUUCAGCUUCCGUACCAAGAAACUGAAAUGUGAAUUUGUAUUGCAACUUUAUGUUUCAAUCCUGUUGCAUGAAAUCUAUUAGAAUUUUGGAUUGGGCCUAACUCAACCCUACAAAACAAGUCUAUAAGAUAAAGAUUGCCCCUACUUAUAAACAUAUAAUUAGGUCAUCUCUCAUUCGAUAGGGUACUCUUAACAAAAGCAACAUAUAUUUGUUAAAUUAAUUUUAUAGGUUGAUGAUUGGUAUCUACUUCAUUGCUUUUCAUUCUUGCUUCACUUUUCUUCGUCAAUUCUUUUUCACGGUUUUCACCAUUUCCUGUUUCUUCAGAGAGUUUCAAAGCACCAGUUAAACUUGUGGGCUAUUGCAAUAGUUAACAAGAAAGACAAGGACAGUAAAAUUGUGCAAAGUUGAAGGGCGUAGCAGAAAAGGCAAUGUCAAACGGUGCUCCCCAACCAAAGUAUGAUGUUUUUGUAAACUUUAGGGGCAAUGACAUCCGCGACGGCUUUCUUGGCCAUAUGGCUAAGGCUUUUUCUCGAAAGCAAAUAAAUGCCUUUGUUGACGACAAACUUAAGAGGGGCGACGACAUAUCACAUUCACUUGUUCAGGCAAUUGAAGGGUCAUUCAUUUCAUUGAUCAUAUUCUCAGAAAACUAUGCUUCUUCACAUUGGUGUUUAGAAGAACUUGUGAAAAUAAUUGAGUGCAAAGAGAAAUAUGGACAGAUAGUAAUACCUGUUUUCUACAGGGUAGAUCCUACAGAUGUACGGCAUCAAAAGAAGAGUUAUGAAAAUGCAUUUGCUGAACUUGAAAAAAAGUAUACUUCAUUGGAGGUGCAAAUAUGGAGACAAACUUUGAACAAAUCUGCUAAUUUGUCAGGAAUUAAGUCCAUAGAUUUUCGGAAUGAUGCUGAGCUACUCGAAGAAAUCAUUAAUCUUGUGUUGAAAAGGUUGAGUAAGCACCCUAUUAACACAAAAGGUCUUGUUGGAAUUGGCAAACCAAUUGCACAUUUAGAAUCAUUGUUAUGUCAAGAGUCAGAAAAGGUUCGUGUCAUUGGAAUUUGGGGUAUGGGAGGUAUUGGCAAGACAACAAUUGCAGAAGAAAUUUUUAACCAAAAGUGCUCUGAAUAUGAAGGUUGUUGUUUUUUGGCAAAGGUAAGUGAAGAAUUAGGAAGACAAGGUGGAAUGACACUUUUGAAAGAGAAACUUUUUUCUACAUUACUUGCAGAAGAUGUGAAAAUCAAUUCACCAAAUGGGCUGUCUGAUUAUAUUGAGAGAAGGAUUGGUCGUAUGAAGGUUCUUAUUGUUCUUGAUGAUGUUAAGGAAGAAGAUCAGCUAAAGAUGUUAUUUGGAACUCUUGAUUUGCUUCAAUCCGGUAGUAGAAUAAUUGUAACAACUAGAGAUAAGCAAGUACUUAUUACUAAUGAAGUUGAUGAUAAUGAUAUAUAUGAAGUUGGGGUAUUGGAUUCUAGUGAUGCACUUGAGCUUUUCAAUUUGAAUGCAUUUAAACAAAGUCAUCUUGAAAUGGAGUUCUAUGAGCUAUCAAAGAUGGUGGUGAAUUAUGCCAAAGGAAUUCCGUUAGUUCUUAAAGUUUUGGCUCAUCUACUUCGUGGAAAAGAUAAGGCAAUAUGGGAAAGUCAGCUAGACAAACUUAAAAGAAUGCCAACUAGAAAAGUUCAUGAUGUAAUGAGGCUCAGUUAUGAUGAUCUUGAUCGUUUAGAGCAAAAGUACUUUUUAGAUAUUGCAUGUUUCUUCAAUGGGUUGAGUUUGAAAGUGGAUUACAUGAAACUUUUAUUGAAAGAUUGUAAAAGUGAUAAUUCAGUGGCUGUUGGGUUAGAAAGGUUGAAAGAUAAAGCUCUUAUAAAAAUUUCUGAAGAUAAUGUUAUAUCUAUGCAUGACAUACUGCAAGAAAUGGGCCGAGAGGUUGUUCGCCAAGAAUCUAGUAAAGACCCUAGAAAACACAGUCGGUUAUGGGAUUAUGAUGACAUUUGUGAUGUAUUGGAAAAUGAGAAGGGUACUGAUGCUACUAUUAGAAGCAUACGUGGAGACUUGUCUGGAAAUAGAAAGCUGUAUUUAGGCCCUCAUGCAAUUGCUAAGAUGACCAACCUGCAAUUUUUGGAUUUUCGUGGUAAAAAUAAACCCUUUGACAUCUUAUUAUAUUUGAAAGAGAAACACGACCAAAAUUGUAUGAUUCUUCUUCCUCAAGGACUUCAAUCUUUUCCACCUGAUAUAAGAUAUCUUCAUUGGAAACAUUACCCUCUAAAAUCAUUCCCAGAGACGUUUUCUGCUGAGAAUCUUGUUAUGUUGGACUUGUCAUAUAGUCUAGUGGAAAAGCUUUGGUGUGGAGUGCAGGAUCUAGUUAAUCUAAAAGAAGUUCGACUCUCUAAUUCAAUAUUACUGAAGGAGUUACCAGACUUUUCAAAAGCCACAAGUCUUAAUGUAUUGCUUGUGUACAGUUGUCCUCGGUUGGAAAGCAUCCAUCCAUCUAUUUUCUCUCUUCAAAAGCUUGUGCAAUUGGACCUAAGUUUUUGCCGUUCCCUUGCAACAUUUACAAGCAACUCCCAUUUAAGCUCCAUCAAUUAUCUCAACCUUGGAUUUUGCAGAAAUCUUUGUAAAUUCUCAGUGACUUUGGAGAAUAUUAUUGAAUUAGAUCUAACGGCCAUUCCCAUCAAUGCACUGCCAGCAUCAUUUGGAUUUCAUAGCAAGCUAGAAACCCUGGUUUUAAAACUUAGUCAAAUUGAGAGCAUACCUUCAAGCAUCAAGAAUCUUACAAAACUAAGAAAACUAGACAUAAUAGAUUGCAAUAAGCUUCUUGCUCUACCCGAGCUUCCUUCAUCAGUUGAAACUGUACUCGUUGAAUGUCGAUUGAUUAAAACUGUAUUGUUCCCUUCAAAAGCUGUUGAACAAUUCAAGGAAAACAAGAAAAGGAUUGAGUUCUGGAAUUGCUUGAACUUGGAUGAACGUUCUCUCAUAAAUAUUGGGUUGAAUCUGCAAAUCAAUUUGAUGAAGUUUACGUAUCAACAUUUAUCGACACUGGAACAUGAUUAUGUUGAAAGUUAUGUUGAUUACAAAGAUAACUUUGUUUCUUAUCAAGCUGUUUAUGUGUAUCCUGGAAGUAGUGUUCCAGAGUGGUUGGAGUAUAAGACAACAAACGAUGACAUGAAUGUUGAUCUCUCUCCACCGCAUCUCUCCCCUUUGUUGGGCUUUGUUUUUUGCUUUAUCCUUGCUGGGGUGGUUACAUCUGAUAACCCAAUUGACUUUAAAAUCACUACAAUUGAUGCUGAGGGUUAUGGUGAAAAGGUUGGUGUCAAAAUCUACACGAAUAGGUCAGAUUUUUUCCACAUAUAUUCAGAUCAUGUGUAUAUGAUAUACGACCAUCCAAGUUCUCAGUACCUAACUAACAUAGCCAAAAAUCAGACAUGGUUUAAAAUCAAGGUUACAGCAUCGACAGAAUUCAAUGUAUUUGCAAAAAGAUCACAGUUGAAGCUAAAAGGGUUUGGCAUCAGCCCCAUAAGCCACUCAAGAUAUCACAAUCUCAUUCAACAAAUGGAAUUGUUUGAUUUUGAUGCAUCAGUUACUGCACUUUCAAUUUCCGAGGCAGGUAAAGAAGCAUAGCUUAAGGAGAUUGCAGAAGUACAUGUUGAAAAUGAGGCUAUAGGACAAGGACUUCAGAUGUCAUUGGAAGUUUUAGGUUAUCUCUAGUUUUCUUGUUUAAUUGAGAACUUCUAUAAUUGAUUUCUCUUUGUAACACAUGAAAGUGUAAGUUUAUGUUAAAUAACAAAAAUAAAAUUUGUUGAAUUCUUCAUAAGUAGAUUGUUGAUGGAGACACCAACAUGUGGUUUGUUUGUGGAAAGGGACUCAGAGACUUCAGGGGUAUGCUUAACUUUUUUUUCUUUCCAACAUGUGCUUAAAAUUCAUAAUAUAUAUACCACU
Molecule: messenger RNA, 4033 nt
Organism: Trifolium pratense (red clover)
Lineage: Eukaryota; Viridiplantae; Streptophyta; Magnoliopsida; Fabales; Fabaceae
Product: putative disease resistance protein At4g11170
Exons: 8
Coding region: 539-3715 (1058 amino acids)
Biological process (GO): signal transduction; defense response
Molecular function (GO): ADP binding
Source: RefSeq, a predicted model, not a curated record